AUGGAUGAUCUCCAGUCUCUGGAGCUCUUCUCGCUCGUGUCGCGAGUGACGAGUGAGCUCCAGAACCACCUGGGUAUCAACGAUAAGACGCUGGCGGAGUUCGUGAUCGAUCAGCAUCUACAAUGCGGCUCAUUCACGGAGUUCAAGAACAAUCUCGAGGCUAUGGGAGCCGAUUUCCCGCCCAGUCUGAUCGAGAGCAUCGACCGGCUCGUCCUGACGAUGCACCCCAAGUAUAAAGCCAAGCGGAGUGACGAGAACAACGCGGCGACCAACCAGAAGGAUGACAUGGAUGCUCUGGAUGAGAUCGAAAAGAAGGCGCGUAUUUUCAAGGGGCUGGCGGUCCCGGAUAAGGUUCCGACCUGGGAUGAUGAGGACUCUGCCCCCCGAAAAGAUACUACCGAAGAAGAUGCGAAGGCGGGUGCCAUGGACGAUACAUUCGCGAUGCUGGAAGGUCUCGCUGGGAAAGCUCGAGAGGAGAAGAAUGGCCACGCCGCUGAAAGGAGCAGCAGGAAACGAAGCAGGAGUCCGGACUACGGCGACUACGAUUCCGCUGUUCAUCGUCGGCGCAGAGACAGGUAUCGGUCCCGGUCCCGAUCCCGGUCCCGAUCGCGCAGCAUCGAGCGGCAUGGGAGGCGCAGAAGUGACAUCGAUGACCUGGACAGAUAUGGUGGAGGAAAGCCUAACGGCAGAAAUGGUGGAUAUCGUAACGGUCACGAGCGCCGAUCCCGACGGGACACGGAAGACGAUGAUGGCUUCUUCCGACGGCCUCCGACCCCGGAGUUGGACGACCAGCCUGUUCUCUACAAGGUUUAUGACGGUCGUGUCACGGGUGUCAAAGACUUCGGUGCCUUCGUUAAUCUUCUGGGAGUGAAAGGAAAAGUGGAUGGCCUAGUCCACGUUUCUGCCAUGCAAGAAGGAGCGCGGGUGAAUCAUCCCUCAGACCUAGUUUCGCGGGGACAGCCUGUGAAAGUCAAGGUGAUCAGUAUACAGGGUUCCAGAAUUGGACUUUCCAUGAAAGAGGUUGACCAGGUCACCGGACGUGAUCUGGUGCCCCAGCGACGCUUAGCCUCUGGAGCGAAUAUGGAACGUCUUGAUGGAGCUACCGCCCGAGAGCGCUAUGGGAAUCUCAGUUCUGAGGUCCCUGUCAUCGAAGAUGAUAUGGAUAGCAAGCAAAUGAGGAACAGAAAGCGACUGACGUCUCCGGAGAGGUGGGAAAUCAAGCAACUGAUCGCCUCCGGCGCGGUGUCGGCUGCCGAUUACCCUGACAUUGACGAGGAAUACCAUGCCACCCUCAACGGAGAAGGCGAUUUUGAGGAGGAAGAAGAUAUAGAUAUUGAGGUCCGAGAGGAGGAACCCCCGUUCCUUGCUGGUCAGACGAAACAGUCUCUGGAGCUGUCUCCUAUCAGGGUUGUCAAGGCCCCUGAUGGAUCACUCAAUCGGGCUGCUAUGGCGGGCACAAACCUUGCGAAGGAGCGACGAGAGCUCAGACAACAAGAAGCGCAAGACCGAGCUGCGGCAGAAGCAGCCGAAAUUGACCUCAGUGCACAGUGGGAGGACCCUAUGGCCGACCCAGAGCAGAGGAAAUUUGCGCAAGAUCUCCGGAAUGCACGGCUCAGCAAGUCCGAUUCUGCAAUACCCGAAUGGAAGAGGGUUACUCAGAGCAAGGACGUUUCUUAUGGAAAGCGGACCAAUAUGAGCAUCAAGCAACAGCGUGAGAGUCUGCCGGUGUUCAAGUUCCGCAAACAAUUGCUCGAUGCAAUUCGAGACAAUCAACUGUUGAUUGUGGUUGGAGAUACGGGCUCCGGGAAGACGACACAAGUCACGCAGUACCUGGCUGAAGCUGGUUAUGCAAAUAAUGGCAUAAUAGGCUGCACGCAACCUCGUCGAGUGGCCGCUAUGUCAGUUGCCAAGCGAGUGGCUGAGGAAGUGGGCUGCCGACUUGGGGCAGAGGUUGGAUAUACCAUUCGUUUCGAGGACUGCACUAGUCCUGAGACAAAGAUCAAGUACAUGACGGACGAUUUGAAACGGUACUCGGUGAUUAUGCUCGACGAGGCCCACGAGCGGACCAUCGCCACAGACGUCCUGUUCGGACUAUUGAAGAAGACCAUCAAACGGAGGCCCGAUCUGAAGUUGAUCGUGACCUCUGCUACCCUGGAUGCGGAGAAGUUCUCGGAGUAUUUCAAUGGCUGCCCCAUUUUCUCAAUUCCAGGCCGUACAUACCCUGUCGAGAUCAUGUACUCCAAGGAACCCGAAACGGAUUACCUCGACGCCGCACUGGUUACGGUCAUGCAGAUCCACCUUACUGAACCCCCUGGUGAUAUCUUACUCUUCUUGACGGGUCAAGAAGAGAUCGACACCAGCUGCGAGAUCUUAUAUGAACGAAUGAAGGCGUUGGGCCCCAGCGUCCCUGAGCUCGUUAUUCUCCCCGUGUACUCUGCUCUGCCCAGCGAAAUGCAGAGUCGAAUCUUCGAGCCAGCGCCACCCGGAGGUCGGAAAGUCGUCAUUGCCACGAACAUUGCAGAAACCUCUAUUACCAUCGAUAACAUUUACUACGUCAUUGACCCUGGAUUUGUGAAGCAGAAUGCGUAUGACCCGAAGCUCGGUAUGGACUCUCUUGUCGUAACACCGAUCUCGCAAGCCCAGGCCAAACAGCGGGCAGGUCGUGCCGGGAGAACAGGUCCAGGAAAAUGCUUCCGAUUGUAUACGGAGGCUGCCUACCAAAAUGAAAUGCUACCGACAUCGAUACCCGAGAUUCAGCGCCAGAAUCUGUCGCACACCAUUCUUAUGUUGAAAGCGAUGGGCAUCAAUGACCUUCUCCAUUUCGACUUCAUGGAUCCGCCUCCGACAAACACCAUGCUUACGGCCCUGGAGGAACUAUACGCACUGUCCGCUCUGGACGAUGAAGGUCUUUUGACUCGCCUCGGACGGAAAAUGGCCGACUUCCCCAUGGAGCCGGCUCUCGCCAAGGUCCUCAUCGCCUCGGUGGAGAUGGGCUGCUCUGAUGAGAUGCUCAGCAUUGUGGCCAUGCUGUCGGUCCAGUCGGUCUUCUAUCGACCAAAGGACAAGCAGCAACAGGCGGAUCAGAAGAAAGCAAAGUUCCACGACCCACACGGUGAUCAUCUCACCUUGCUCAAUGUCUAUAAUGCGUGGAAACAGUCAGGCUACAGCAACGCCUGGUGCUACGAGAAUUUCAUCCAGGCGCGGCAGAUGCGUCGUGCCCAGGAUGUUCGGCAGCAGCUUGUCAGCAUCAUGGAACGAUACCACCACCAGAUCGUCUCCUGUGGGCGAAACACCGUCAAGGUCCGUAAGGCGCUGUGCACUGGGUUCUUCCGGAAUGCAGCUCGCAAAGAUCCGCAGGAAGGAUACAAGACCCUCACCGAAGGCACGCCUGUCUAUCUGCACCCCAGCUCGGCUCUG
Molecule: messenger RNA, 3417 nt
Organism: Rasamsonia emersonii CBS 393.64
Lineage: Eukaryota; Fungi; Ascomycota; Eurotiomycetes; Eurotiales; Trichocomaceae
Product: RNA helicase-like splicing factor (HRH1)
Exons: 2
Biological process (GO): spliceosomal complex disassembly
Cellular component (GO): intracellular anatomical structure; catalytic step 2 spliceosome
Molecular function (GO): ATP hydrolysis activity; RNA binding
Source: RefSeq, a predicted model, not a curated record